Messenger RNA from Coregonus clupeaformis (lake whitefish), 4196 nucleotides. RefSeq names its product Krueppel-like factor 9. Gene Ontology annotation, molecular function: DNA-binding transcription factor activity, RNA polymerase II-specific; RNA polymerase II cis-regulatory region sequence-specific DNA binding. Gene Ontology annotation, biological process: regulation of transcription by RNA polymerase II. The transcript is spliced from 2 exons. Lineage: Eukaryota; Metazoa; Chordata; Actinopteri; Salmoniformes; Salmonidae. The coding region runs from base 380 to 1129 and encodes 249 amino acids. The record is from RefSeq and is a predicted model, not a curated record.
UGAGAUACGAAUCCACCACGCCCGUUUUUCACGUCAGUCCGCAACGUCAGAUUGUGCGUGUUGCUCUGUAUCGGGUAGGUUUGACCGGCUUUUCAGAGUCAGACACAAUGAACCCUCGGAUGAUGUAAAGCAUGCUUGUGGGGCUGGAGGCACGGGCACGUUUUGGUAGUAUCUUUUUUUGCUUUGGUUUUAUAUAAUUUGAUGUUUUCGAGCACACAUAUCGACAAGACUUUGUGACGGUAUAGGGAUAGCUGGAAAAGGACGGUUCAACGAGUUCGUCUGACAACGAAGUCGACAUUUCUGUCUCCUUCGAAAACGACACCGAAAACAAAACUGUAUUUUACAAAGGACUUGCUAAAGUCAACGAGAUAAAAGAAGAAUGUCGAUGGUUGCGUAUUCGGAUUACUUAGCCGCCGAAUGUCUGAUGUCGAUCUCUAGCGGUCCCGUCCUACACCGACCCACCACGGUUGUCCCCGCCGCACAGCCCCCUCCCCAGGCCCUUCAUCCUGGGGAGCCAGAAGUGUCGAACGAGGACAGGGAGGUGCUCGAGACGCUGAGACUCGAAGGGGCCAACAUGAUCACGGUAGCCGGGAUCCUCACGGACCUCCACGGCAAGUUCCGGUCCAUGUCGGCCUACUCGGAGAGCAGCAACUCCUCAUGUGGGGAGAGCGGCUACACCACGUUGUCUGACUCAACUACCCCAACCAUGACCCCCUCUGCUACUCCAAUUCCUGGACAGUUCAAUGCCACUCAACAGCAGUGGGGAGGAGGGGCGCCUCGGUCCCCAGUAAAGCGACAUCAGUGCAUUUACGACGGCUGUGACAGAGUUUAUGGAAAAUCGUCUCAUCUGAAAGCCCAUAUCAGAACCCAUACAGGUGAACGACCCUUUCCCUGUACCUGGCCCGACUGCCAGAAGAAAUUUGCCCGUUCGGACGAACUGGCUCGCCACACGCGCACCCACACUGGCGAGAAGCGCUUCCUGUGCCCGCUGUGCGACAAGCGCUUCAUGCGCAGCGACCACCUGAUCAAGCACGCCCGCCGCCACCCUGACUUCCAGCCGUCCAUGUUGGGCCGCAAGGCCUCGUCCCCAGGGGGACAGGGGGCGUUCAGCCCCACCUUGGGCCAGUAGAGUGCAGGGGUCAGUGGGUUCACUCCCACGUCUAGGGCUGGGGUCAGCAAGGGUCACAGGGAGUGGUUCUAACCAGAGGUCCUAACCAAUCAGAUCCACUAGCCAGGCCUCAGCCUGUCCGUCACAACUCACCACACAACAGGAUCUGGGUGGGGGCACAUUCACCACCCACCCACCCCGAUGGAUGAAGACGACACCAGUCUCAACACAACCUAACCUCCAAACCUUUAACUGAAAAACACUCACACAUGCAGGGAAUUCUCAACGUCUUCACUCCGCAGUCUCAGCACACGCAUCAGCCAAAUGUUUUCCUCCUUUCUCUGCUUUUUUUAGAGAGAUGGUGCUCCAUGCUUUUUUACUGUGGCUGUUUCCUUUCUUGCUAGCGCCAUUUAGUGAUAUUUAGCUAGAGGUGUAGAGAGGCUGAGGUCAACUAGAAGUGUAGCAGCUUUGCUGAUGACAUGUUCUCCGUUUCUAGAGGUUGCACAUUCCAUGCAUUUUUGUCAUUUGAAUUUAGUUGGCUUAGUUUUAUGUAUAUUUUUUUUGCAAUAUCGUAUUUGCUGCAUUAUUAUAAUUUGAAAUGCAGGUCAACUUCACUUUCAGUACUGAUGAUGAAUGGUUUAAACCGCUAAAGACAAGCAGGUUGCACACCAUCCUUAUUCAUUGUAGAUCAACUUUUCUUUUUACCAUCCAUUAAACGUUGACGCAUGAUACACGUAGUAUUAUGGCCGAUACGGAUGCAAAUGUAUAUAACUUUUAAGCUUCUAUUGUAGAGAAUAUCGUAAAAAAAAAAUAUUAUUAGAGGAAGUAAUACUUGUGAUGAAUUGUAGUCCUUAUAUUAGGGGUGACAGAGUAUACGCUUGGAUAGGAUAGCGCUGCUUGUGAGUAUGCGCGUGUCUAAUGACAUUUUUGUUAGAGAGAGAGAAGAAACUUUCUACUGUUUCCACUGUCUGUCCAGCUAAAUGGACACAAUUACUUUAUUAUCUCAGUGAACGACACUUCAGGAAAUUCAGAAAGCCUUAAACUAUUUCAUACUUAUUUUUGCACCAUGUUUACAGUUUGAAUCAUUUCUACAGGUUUACGCCGACUCGUCGGCACAUUACAAAUACACAUAUGUAAUAUGGCACUUUUUCUUAGAGGUUGUUUUUAAUGCUAGCUACUUGGCAAAUUUUUGUGAUAGGUAUUCACUGUAUUAAUAUGCUUCUACAGUUGAACACUGUGGAAUUUGAUAAAGAUACAUGUGAUCUCAUUAUACUUAUUAUAACCAAUGGUUAGGUUAGUAAGCCAGAUUUGUCCAAGUGCUUUAGGAAAGUGCGAUAAAGGAUAGAUUGGGGUUAUUACGUGUUUGUUUUUUAAUUGCUUCUUUGCUGGUCAUAAUGUCUUGGUUCUAUGUUAUCGUGUCUUAGAAAAGCCACAUACAACAUACUCUAUGCUCUCAGACCCUUGUUAUAAUUGUCAUUGCUUCCACAGAAUGAUUGAAUUGCAUGACUAAGGCACCUCCCUCGUCAUACAGUCCCUCCAAUAUCUUCCUUCUCUCAUGUCUUUACUAACAAACUGACUUUAAUUGAUAAUUCUUGCUGCAUCAUUUGAUCACUGAUAGUUCCAUUGUAAUGGGAUGUACCUGUAUUCAACUUUUACAUUGAAACGCUUUUUCCAUUUGUACACAUUUUCACAAGUUCUUAUAAUCUGUUGACAGCUCUUGGUAACUGCUGGCAGUUAUCGAACAAAAAUGGACUAUUUCAAACAAAGCCACAAUAUGACUUAGUAAGAGUAUUUGCUAUGUUUUCAAAUGAAUUGAAAAUGUCUCCAUGGAUCUCAUCAUUCUCCAAAUGUAUUUGUUUAAUUUUUUGACAGCAAGUCUGCUCGCGCCAAAAGUAUGAUUAUUUCACAAAGGGUAACAAUUUACCUCACCAUUUUUGUGUAAUAUUUGUCUUCCCUUGGAAACUCACCCUUUCUCAUGAACUGCUUCUAAACACAAUCAAGCCUUAGGUUUGAACUUCUUCUUCUGUUCUUCAACUGAAAACUACACUCUGCCAGGGAAACAUCUCUUUAGUUGUCUUGUCUAUAUUCCCAUGUUUGCUCUGUGUACAGAGUUUUGACUGUGCUUAACACUUUUUCAUAGUAUAUUAUGUACCCGUGGUGUUCAGUAGUGCUGAUCGUCAGUUUUGGCAUCUCACAAGUGUGCAGUUUGUAUCACUACCCUUCAUGUUGCACAAUGCUUCUGAUAUCAGUUUAGUUUGGACCUACUGCGUUAGAGAUGUAUCAAUAGAUACAUUUUGUAACACUUCAUUUCAGUGAUACCUACAUAAGGACUUAAACACAUUCAUAAGCAGUACAUGAACAUUGCAUAAAUGCUUAUGUUAACAAGUUGAUAUUUCAGUUAUGUCACUAUUUGCAGUUGUUAACAAACAUAAGCAUUUGUGCAAUGUUCAUUAACUGCUUAUAAAUGUGUACUGUAUGGGUUAUAAAGUCUGUAUGUAGGUACCCUUCAGAUAAAGUUACCAAUCAACCAAUAUACAUUUUACAAAGUAGAAAAUCUGGCUUGGAGGGGGGCACAACCAUAUCUCAAACAAUUUAAUUCAUUACACUGAACACCUUAUAGGGUAUGCUAUGCUAAUUGUUACCCACUGUACACUAAUUAAACAAAUAUACACAGCUGCAUUGUUUGUAUAGAACCAAUGUUUUUAGAAUUUUUUUAAGCCACAUUUUUACAUCAAUAACUCUUUAAGAAACCUCUUAUUCGAGCUUUGGUUAGGUCGAUAAGAGGAACUGUGGAACUAAUUUAAUAAAUGCUGCGACAUGCUCUUUGAUAUUUAUACUCAGGUGUCUUUUAAAAAUUGAGCGCUGGAACUUCCAUAUUUCCUGUGCAACACCCAAGUGUAAUCAUGUAUUGUUUCUAUUAUUUAAUGGAUUAAUUUAUUACGAUUUAUCAUUUCCGUGGUUUAAUUCUUUAUUUUUUCAUAGCUUAUUAUUUUGUGAUAUGGAACAUAUACUAAUAAUUUGGUUCCAUUGUUUGCUUGAUACAAAACUGCCAGUGCUUUUUAGUAAUAAAUAAAAACCUUAAGUUGAA